Oppiella nova is the source of this 1020-nucleotide messenger RNA. The record is from the annotation of a GenBank genome assembly. Lineage: Eukaryota; Metazoa; Arthropoda; Arachnida; Sarcoptiformes; Oppiidae.
AUGAGUUCAAUAUUAUUUUCCGUUAAAAAGUAAAAUUAAUGUUUGAAAUUAAUUAUGUUUUAUAAGAAUAUAAACACAAUUCUUAGUGAUAUUAAUAUUCAUACGACAGAUGCCAUUAUUAUAGUGUUUCUUAUAUUCAUACUUACAGUCGGCUUAAUAUAUUACUUGAGAUUUAAGCGGUUUGUGGGAUAUGUGGACAAAAUACCCGGACCCAAAUGUAGUCAUAUAUUUGGGAAACUGAUUGGAAAUUUAGAGCUUUUCUGGACUAUCAAAGUAAUGACUGACUUUUCGUACUUUGGGUUUCAAGUAAUGGCAGGUCUGACCAAAACGUAUCAAGAUAUCGGGGCAGGCAUAUUUAGGGCUUGGAUAGGGCCCUUUCAAAAUUAUGUCGUUAUAUUUAGGGCCGACACUGUUGAGACCAUAUUAUCAAGCAAUAUUCACAUCGAAAAGUCCCGCGAAUAUAAGUUUUUUCAACCAUGGCUUGGCUUAGGAUUAUUGACCAGUACUGGCGAUCAUUGGCGGUCUCACCGCAAACUACUGACCCCUUCGUUUCAUUUCCGUAUACUAGAAAACUUUGUGCCCGUUAUUAACGGCCAGAAAGACAUUAUGAUUGAUAUAAUCGACAAACAAUUGUCGCAAAACAAUGGUAUCAUUGAUGACAUUCGGCCCGUUAUAACCAACUGUGCGUUGGACACCAUUUGCGAGACGGCGAUGGGAGUGACGGUUAAGGCCCAGACAAACGUGAACUCAGAGUACGUAAACUCAUUGCGAAACGUAUUGAUGCUAUUUCUACACCGAUUCCUAUCGCCAUGGCUUUGGCCGGAGUUUAUAUAUCAAAUCACUUCAUACGGCAAACAGUUUAAGGCAAACACCGCUGUUUUGCACGAAUUCACUGAUUCUGUAAUCAAAGAGCGAAAGACGGAACUACUGAUGAAAAUGAAUGAAAAUAAAGGCAACAAAUUGGAGGAACUGGUGGAAGACAUGGGCUCUAAGCGAAGGCUAGCUUUCUUGGACUCCCUG